Messenger RNA from Argiope bruennichi, 1847 nucleotides. RefSeq lists its product as uncharacterized. The record is from RefSeq and is a predicted model, not a curated record. NCBI's taxonomy places the organism in Eukaryota, Metazoa, Arthropoda, Arachnida, Araneae, Araneidae. The transcript has 2 exons. The coding region runs from base 138 to 1232 and encodes 364 amino acids.
GUUGACAUCGCUCAACGUUGUGCAAUACAAUGUAUAAAACCUCCCUUACCUAUGAAUUGACUGUUAUCUAAUACCCUGUCUGCUAAGUCGCAUUGGAUCGUACAGCGGCUCAUUUGAGUUUUCUUCGAUUUUUCAAAAUGGCAGAAAAAGGUAAGAAGAAAAAUUUCAAAACAAUUCCAAAGAGUGAGAGUGAACUAAAUGAUUGUAAAAAACCAUCUAUGAAAACAGCAAGCGAUGUUAUUUCAAGAUUGUUAUGGGAUGGAUCACUUCCUCAAGACAAGUUUUAUGUUGGCUAUUUGGACAGAUUUGAUGGAAUAGUUGAAAAACCCUUUUCUGCUCUUGAUUGGAGAGAUCCUUCUAUUGUUGAUAAUCAUACACUGGCAUUACCAAAACAUAGAAUUCAGUAUUUUAAGUAUCUUACUAGAAAAGUUUGGGAUAAAAGGAGAAGAUUAGAUAUAAUAUUUGGAUCAACUGGAUUUCCAUUAAGUAUUCAUGACUUCAUUUCGAAAGUUGAUAAUGAUAUUCUGAACUUCCGUGAUGAAAAUUUUGAUGAUGAUGAUCCAUCUGUACCAAAAAGAGCUGUUGGAAAUUACUCAGAAGAAAUUAUUAAUGAUGAAGAGGUUGAUAUGUCGGAUAGACCAAAUUUCUUCAUAGCUGCCAGAAUACAAAAUGAAGAUACUGUUGAAAAAUUGAGAGAAGUAUCAGAUUACAUCAAAGCAAGAGAUGAUCUUUUAGGUGAAUGUUGUAUUCCUCCUGAAAUGUUACAUAUGACUUUUUCUAUUUUAAAACUUGACUCCCCUGCAGAUGUUUGUGAUGCUAUAGCUGCUUUGCAGGCUGUGGCUGCACAAAAUCUGCCCGAAGUAACUCUUAAUCUUGAAGGUUUGGAUAAUUUUUAUCAUAGAGUUUUAUAUUCAAGAGUAGAAGAGAAUGAUAAUUUAACGAAAUUAAGAGACUGUUUAGUUAAUGAACUAAUAGCUAGAAACUGUACUAUCACAGAUAGGUAUUCUUUUGUUCCUCAUGUAACUAUUGCAAAGUUAUCUCGGCCUGUUACUCGACAGCGAAAUAGUAAAUAUAUAGAUCAGUAUUUGUAUCUCAAAUUUGAAGAUGAUGAAUUUGGUACUGAAAAAAUUAAUAGUCUUUAUUUAUGUGAAAUGGGUGCUGCUCGAAGGGAAGAUGGUUUUUAUAAAUGUGCUUAUGAAAUUUCAUUGAAUAAGAUGGUUGAUGUGUCUUAGAUUGUGUUUGUGAAAUUCAGGUACUUUUCCGUUUCGGAGGUCCGUAAAAAAAUCAUCAAACUGUUGGCGAUUUUUUUUUUUGUUGGUGAUUUGGCGAAAAUAAUUUAACUGUCACCAAUCUCCCUCAGAAAUUGAAAAGUACUGGAAUUUGUUAUUUAAGAAUUAAAUCAUUAUUUAAUUUAUUCUGAUACUUAUAUGAUAAUGAUACAAAUUUAUUAUGAAAUAUCUUUUUUAUUUUACCUUAAUUCUAUUACUUUAUAUGAAUUUAAAGUUAUACAGCUCUUAUUAGAAAACUUGUCCAGAAUUAUUGGUUAUUAACUUAGCUUAUAAUUAAUGCUUUCUUGUUGUAAAUUUUGUAAUUUUAUUACUUUUUCCACUUUUUAAAUUUUUAUUUAUUUUGAUAUUUUUACAUUCUGUAAAAUAUUUUUAAUUAAAAUUAUUUUUUCCCAGAAUAAUUAUUUGAACUGUUUUUUCUUUUUUGAAAUGGUGGCAUUAUCAAAUCUUUUUUCCUGGUGAUGGCAUUUGGCAUCUCUGGAAACUGUUUAUACUAAUCUACAGACAUGUGUUUCUGAAUGGCAAAAUGAUGUGGAUAUAAAUAUCAGUAAAGAUAGAAGA